Candidula unifasciata is the source of this 3237-nucleotide messenger RNA. Lineage: Eukaryota; Metazoa; Mollusca; Gastropoda; Stylommatophora; Geomitridae. The record is from the annotation of a GenBank genome assembly.
AUGAAGUACAGUUUGCUGAGUAUAGACUCCAGCUUAAGAAAAUAUUUCUCCUUGAACGACAAGACUGGAGAUCUGAGCUUGUCCGCCACCGACAUUUUGGAUCGCGAAGUGGUCUGUCAGUUCCACGUGACCUGUGUCAUUGACCUGCAGAUCGUCAUCCAGUCCACACAUACCCAGUUCUUCCGUAAAGUUCUGGUCAGCGUUGACGUCAUAGAUGUCAAUGACCACUCUCCGAGUUUCAAAGAAAACGUAACGGUUUUAACAAUAUCGGAGUCAGUACAAAUCCCAACUUCCCUUCCUUUGCCGUCGGCAGUUGAUAAGGAUACUGGUGAUUACUCCCUACAGGGGUAUGAGAUAUUGCCCAAAGAUACGCCAUUUGAGCUGUCGUACUCGAAAUCAAACACAAAUCUUAUGCUUCGACUUGUUAAAGAGUUAGACCAUGAAACAAAAGAUUCCUACUCUUUGAGAAUUAUAGCCCGCGAUGGCGGAACGCCGCAGAAGGAGGGUAUUCUGUACGUGGAGAUUGCAGUAGAAGACGUGAACGACAAUGCUCCAAAAUUCACCCAAGACAAUUAUGCCAAAGUUGUGGACGAAACCAUCAAAAAGGGAUCGCUGUUGUUUACACUGACGGCCACCGAUUUAGACUCGGGGAAAAACGGGCAAAUUAAAUAUCGCCUCAGUCCUCAGCAGCCAGCAUCGAUACUGUCCAUGUUCAGCAUCGAUGAAACACUGGGAGAUCUCCGGCUCAUCGGGGACUUCCAAGACGCAGAGACCGAGUUGUACACGAUUGAUGUUGAAGCUAGCGACUUGGCCGAUCAGCCUUUUACGACCAAAACCACGGCAUCGAUCCAGGUGAGGGACACCAUCAACAGUAGGCCAAAACUACACCUGAGCUACCUGUCCACAAAUAAUUACUCAUCCAUAUCUGAAUACGCCAAUCUUGGAGUUGCUGUAGCUCAUAUCCUGGUCAGAGAUACAGAUAGGGGACCCAACGGAGUUGUAAAUUGUAAGCUGAAUAUAGAGAAAUACUUCGAGUUGCAAAACUAUGAUCUCAAGGAAUACAACGUGAUUGUGGCUAGACCGUUAGACAGAGAGCUUGUACCUAUCCAUAACCUCACUGUAGUGUGUAGUGAUGCUGGGUUGCCACCUCUGAGUGUUUCCGAAUCCUUUCAGGUGAAAAUCAACGACGAAAACGACAAUAUUCCAGAGUUUACUAACAAAUCAUAUACCGUGGCGUUCAGGGAAAACAACGAUAUCGACGAAGAGAUCCUCACAGUGACUGCACAAGACCGUGACGAUCCAAACACGGACAAUGGCCGCUUCACUUACAACCUACAAGACGUGUCCAACAGCGAGUUCAUCAUUAACCCCAUCACUGGAUCCAUUAAAGUGAAAACGUCGUUUGAUUACGAGUUAAAGAGGCAAAUUAAUUUCACAGUUGUCGCGGAAGACAAGGGAAAUCCACGAAGAUCCGGUAAAGCUACCGUCAGUGUCAAUAUUCUAGAUGAAAACGACCAGGUGCCUUAUUUCACCCAAAGCCGUUUCAACAUCGCGGUUUCUGAAUACUCCCGCCCUGGAGAUUUGAUAGGUGAGAUCAAAGCUUUCGAUUUUGAGGAAGGCAACAAUGGCCAAUUAGAAAUUUCCAUAAUUCCAGGAACAGGCAAAGCCAGAAAGGAAAAUACGAGCAAUUUUGUUGAAAAUAAAGCGACUAAAGGUGUAUUAGUGAAUGAGCACGAACUACUGGAUGACAGUAAUCUUCCGUUUGAAGUCCGACCAAAUGGUAGCUUGAUUUUGCUCGAGCAGCUGGACCACGAGAACAGAACAUCGUAUGAGUUUCAGGUUCGAGUCACCGAUAAGGGAGAGCCACCUCUUAGCGAUACGGCCACCGUUAUCAUCGGGGUCAAAGAUGAGAACGACAACCCUCCACAAGUGUUGCACCCUAAUGUGUCGGAACUGUCAUUCACAGCCCUAACGGGUUCUGAAGCUCCAGCGACGCUCUUGGUACUUGAUGUAGUGGACAAGGACAGUGGGAGAAAUGGUUUUAUUGUGUAUACUGUCUCUGCCAGAAAUGACAGCGGGAGGUUCCAGGUCGAUGCUCAGGGAAACGUUAAAAGAACAAGAGAGCUCAGUGGUAAAGACACCGGCACCUACAAACUGACAGUUGUGGUCAUGGACUCCGGAACCCCACCCCUCUCAGACGUCCGGACAUUUUACAUCCACGUGGCCGGCGGAAACGAAACAGCCGACAAAACCGGACUCUUGAGUGACCAAUACAUCAUCAUCACCAUGACCUUAGUCUGCGUCACCAUUCUGCUGAGUGUCACCGUUAUUCUCAUCAUCGUCAUCAUCAAGAGACUGGACAACCGACGAAAAAACGUCACCAGCUGCAACAAACGACCCCAUACGCACAAGGACAACUCGGGACUUCUGGUGGAUCCCACGAAAAUCGAUAAUAUGAAGAACGAGACCAUCGACUGCGGUCAAGGCAACCGCGAGGAGAAGAAUGUCAAGGAUGUCGAGUUUGGAUUUUUGUCGUCUGCUGGGUGUGUAACUAGGGACGCGCUGGGGGAUAGCACGUACAAGCCAAAUUCAUUUAGCCGGCCAAGUCUGCCCGCCUCCGCAUCAAUGGAAGGAGACCCGGAUGUGGUCAACCAGCAGCUGCAACCAGUUCUCUUCCAAAGCUUUCAGCAGUCACAAACUGUUGUGCCAUACCAUGAGGACAGUGUCAGUGACUCGUCAGCCGACUCUCCCACCAGUGACAGUGGUCGCGGGGCGAGUGAUGAUGAUAUCAGUGCCACUGCUGUUACCUUAGGACACGCAGGAGCUGAAUGCCAACAGCCCUACAAAACUUCCUUUGGACACAACCCGAACCCCAACCCCAGCGCUAAACAGCACAGCAGAUCCAGCCAGCGAAAACACGUAACUUUCAAGGACUCAACCCAUGCACUGAGUACGGGAAAGCAAACCAGUGCUUCAGACUGUUCUAGUCUGCCAAGGAACGAAGUUCGACUUGCAACUACUAAGUCUUCAAAGUUGUUAGAAAGUCCCUCACAACAGCCAAUCAUCACGUUUAGCAACAGUAACAGCUGCGUCGAAAAUCAGCCUAGAAACAACAGCGCGGAGAAUUAUAUCCGAAACAACAGUAACCCUAGAAUAGAACAACAGUUCACAAGUUUCACAGGGUAUUCGCCAGUACAAAACCGCCCAGCGACUACCAUACAAAUGUUUCAUUCAUAA